GAGGUGUUGGCAGCUUUGCAUGCUUGUUUCGAUUUCUUGAAGAUCGCCUGAUUUUGAUUUUGUGGAAAGCUCAUCAGUUCUGCAAGCCCAACGCAACAUCGUUCACUCAUUCAGUAGAAAGAGAAAUAUCACAUCACCUGCCCAGUGAUCUUGCUCAUUUUAUUCUCCGUUCUCUCUCUGCUGAAGACAAUGUGGGGAGGCGGUGCAGGUGAUGCUUCGUUUGGAGGUGGUGCAGGCGGUGGUUUCGGUGGAGCAGGUGGCUUCGGAUCGCCCAUGGAUGGAAGCCAAGAGAAGCGAAAAUCCUUCAAUAAAGGCCAAUCGUUGAUGCCGGUGACUGCUGCACAGCUGUACGCAGCACGACACGAUGAGGACGGCAGCUUUUACGUAAACGAAAGAGAGCUCAACUAUGUCACGUUCAUUGGAGUGGUGCGCACCGUGGAGGAGACGUCAACGACGCUCUCGUACUCCGUGGACGACAUGACUGGCGAGCCGAUGCAGGUGCGCAAAUACAUCCAAGACAACGAGACAAGACGUUCGGAAUGCAGGGAGGGCCUGUUUGUUCGCGUCGCCGGCCACCUGCGCUCCUACAACGAGACGAGUCGCAAUGUCAUCGCGUUUGUGAUCCAGCCGGUGACCGAGUUCAAUGACAUUACCCUGCACAUGCUUGAAGUUGUGCACGCGCAUCUCUAUCUGAAGAAGGGCGGUAGCGCAGCUCCUGCUGUCAAGACAGAAGGAGCUAUGGGUUCCACCGGAAUGGGCGCCGGCAGUGGCGGUGGUGCAGCUACAGGCGGUAUGGCUAUGGGUUCCAACGCCAUGGGCUUCGACAAGGACCAACACCAGGUCUACAAGGCGAUCAUGGCAUGUCGUGACACCCAGGGUCUCAACAUCCGCAUGCUCCUGGAUCAGAUGCGCAAACACAGCAUUAUGGAGCCGGCUGUCAGGAAAGCUGUGGACUGGCUCAGUCAAGAAGGGCACAUUUACUCGACGAUUGAUGACGAGCACUUCAAGUCUACGGACGACUUCUGAGCGGCGCGGCGGGGUGUUCUGACUGACGCGUCGGUGCUGCCCGUGUACAUUGUAAACAUGAAACUGUGCUGCUUAGCGCUCUUCAACAUCUUGUUGCUGGUGUUUUGGAGAUGUCCGAGACAGAGUGCAUAGGCUUGAGUGAACCACUAUCUACACAUGACAUGUUCAGUAAGUUGAUGUUAACUGUCGGAGAAUGACCAAUGAUAUUUUCGCUUCUUUCGUUGGUCAUCCAGUAUGUCAUAUUCCAUAACACACAACAGCAUUCCAAAAAAUGUGUAGCACUUUGUACUUUUUGGCCAUCCAUGAAAGCAUCUUUUUAUACGACUCUUUACCCUUCUUUUUAUUCAUAAAACUUUUCUUAUGCUUUUUUUAAAACCUGUGCUGACCGUGUACAUAUGCUACAGUUAAAGAGUAUGGUGCGUGAUGAUGCAUAUGCAUUGCACACACCCAAAUACACAUGUCGGAAACCA
Messenger RNA from Sycon ciliatum, 1496 nucleotides. Its product is annotated as replication protein A 32 kDa subunit-B-like. Gene Ontology annotation, molecular function: single-stranded DNA binding. Gene Ontology annotation, biological process: double-strand break repair via homologous recombination; nucleotide-excision repair; DNA replication. NCBI's taxonomy places the organism in Eukaryota, Metazoa, Porifera, Calcarea, Leucosolenida, Sycettidae. Gene Ontology annotation, cellular component: nucleus; DNA replication factor A complex; chromosome, telomeric region. The coding region runs from base 190 to 1026 and encodes 278 amino acids. The transcript is spliced from 9 exons. The record is from RefSeq and is a predicted model, not a curated record.